GUGUAACUGACUAAUUGACUAAUCAAUUAUCUUGUGUUUUCUAAGUGAUAAUUUAGUGGCUGUUCUGCUUUGAACAUAGUUAUGCACCACUUUUUGUUUCUUAAUGUAGGCCGUGCUUCUAACCCGUCUGCAGGUGGACAUGGUGGAGAUUCCACCACUGGUGAAAGCGCUAAAGACGGUGGAAUGCUAGCUGGCAUUAUUAGCUCAGUACUCGUGGCAGUGGUUGGGGCUGUGUCAAGCUUCAUAGCUUACCAGAAGAAAAAGCUCUGCUUCAAAGCAAGUGAUCAAGAGAAUGUUAAUAUGGAAAGCCAGCAGGGAGCACAUGCUGAGCCACCUGUUCAACGCACUCUUUUGCAGAAAUCAUAAUGGAAUUUAAAGGAAAGACCAGCAAAACUGGAUAGAAAAUGUGCAUGUUCCCCUGACCAGUACCACAUAGUGCCAACACCAAAACUUGGAGCUGUAAAGGAGACUUAAAAUAAUUGUGCUGAAAUGUCUUUGAGAGGGAGCAGGAUGCUCUAGCAAAUCAAACUACUUGUGUCAUCUGUGGCAAACUGAAGCAAUGUUGUUGCUGAUGAUUGGCUUUUAAAACAUUUUUGUUGGAAUAGUUGGCUUUUGUCAGAAGUCUCAUCUCUGAUUUUGUUGUAAGAAUGUUGAAGGUGACAUAAUUUUUGUCUUUUGAUUUUUCUGCUUGCAGAACACCCAUCAUCUGACAGGCAAAAGUCAUUGAGGAGAGGUCUAGUGAAUGCAAUCCCAUGUGGAGUUAUUCCAGUCUACUUCAGUGAGAUUAGGCUGGAGUAACCUACAUUGGAUUGCACUCUGUAUGUUGCAAGGAUUCCUUACUGAUGCAUUAUGCGUCUGCAAGCACCAUGCACAGACCCACAUUGCACCCAUGGUAAAGUACUACUCCUCUGUCAAGCCUGACAAACUCAUGUGCUCUCUGUCAUGUCUGGGUCCUCAAGUGUCUUGCUAUACUUAUCUCCAUUGGUAAAAAUAUGCUUGGAAAUGUCAUUUGGGAAUAAAAAAUUAACCUUUUCCUUAUCCUAGUGGCCCUGAGAAACCCCAUUUAUUGGGAAUCAACCCAGUUUUGGAUGGCCACAGCCUAGGUUCUGUUUUUUGAUCACACUAGAAGCUGAUAGAAUGUUGGAAGUGGGCUUCUAAACUGAGGUAUUUGCUCCUCAGGAAGUCAGUAAAACCCUUUCUGCCAUGGAUGUUUGUCUUCCAGUCUAAUACACAGGAAAUGGAGAUACUAAUUACACAUUGCCUUAAUAUUUGUCACUGUGAAAUUUUAAAAAAAUAAUCUUGUCUGGUAUUUGUUACAAUUAGAAUGCAAAGAUAAUAAUUGAGAAUGAAUAUUUCUGCCCUAUAAAGAUGGUUUUCCUUUGCCUUAUCCAACUGUCUAUACUGGCUAAUUAAAAAUAAAUUGGAAGACUUGUACCUCUACACAUCUACUACACCUAAGGCUGUAUCAUGUUGGAAUAUCAAAAUUCCUUCAGUGAAUGUAAUUUUUCAUUGGAAUAUCUUGUGUCUGUGCUGUGGGGUGUGCCUUUGAAUUAUUCAUAAGUGACCUGUGAUAUGCCAACUCUUUUGUAUUUUCCCCAAAAUUUGAUAGUCUCAUGACUUAUUAGUUUUAUUAGCUAUUCGUUCCAAAUAUAUAUAGUUCCAGUAACAGAGCUUUUUGUGCCCAUUUGCAGGUGCCUUAAAUAAUUCAUCAUGUAGUGCUAUCUAAUACAAAUGAUUACUAGCAAACAACUGACCAGAACAGAGUGAGUGAGUGCUCCACAUUAGUUUGUUUGGUAUACUUUGUUUUGUGUAGAGCCAGUUUGGUGUAGAGGUUAAGAGUGUGGACUCUAAUAUGGGAGAACCAGGUUUGAUUCCUCAUACCUUCUGACCUUGGGUCAGUCACAGUUCUCUCACGGCUGUUCUCUUAAGAUCAGUUCCCAAAAGAGCUCUCUCAGGCCCACCUACCUCACAAGGUGUCUUGUUGUGGGAAGAAGAUGGGAAAGGAAAUGUAAGCUGCUCUGAGACUCCAAGUGAAGGGUGGGGUAUAAGUCUCCUCUUCCUUUUUCAGAAUACCUUGAGAUGGUAACUGAGAGUAAUAAUAAAAGUCUGUUUACAUUGGAUGAAAUCUUGCUUAAAAGUAUGCCUGCUUUUAUGGUCUGAAAUGUAGCCUUAGCUAAGCAAUGCAAAUUGGACAAAUUCUAGCACAGACAAUGAUUUAAGAAUUUCUGUAUGUGCAUUGGAGUAAACCAAAAUGGGGUGACAAUUUGCUAUUAAAAGGUAGGAAAUCAAUGUGACAAAUGAAUCAUUUCACCAUAUCCAGUAACUCAUCAGUACAGUAAACCAAAUACCACUUUGCAAUUACACUAUAAACCGGGGUAGUACUUACGUAUCCCUCCAAAUAUAUGUCAUAUAGUGCAGUCCUAUGCAUAGCUAUUCAGACAUUAAUUUCAUAGACUAAGAAUAAUGGUGCAUAGGAUUGUGCUGUUGUGACUUCACUAAUAGCAUUUUAGUUCGAAGCAAAGUUUACAGGCUAGAUGAUUGCAAAGAGUUUUUAUUUAGUGGCAAUGUUUUAUUUUUAAUUGUAAAUUUCAUUUUGUAAACCAAGAGCAAUGCCUUAAGUUUUUUUUUUACUGAAUACUUGAGUGCCCUUGAUUCUGGAGAUGUUGCCAUGACCUUAUUAAGUAAUCCAAAACACAAUCACUCACACUUCAUCAGUUGCAAUAAGAAAUCUGUGCGUAAGUGGCUAUGAAAUCAGUGUGACAUAUUUCCUAUUAGGCAUGCUUAGAAUUUGCUUUGGUCCUAUAUGGAAUAAGCUCUCUUAAGAGAGAGCUAUAGUGGUUAGUCUGUUGGAUUACAACUAGGAAGAAAAAGCUUGAAUGCCUAUUCAGUUAUUAGUGACUGGAUGAUUUUAGGCCAGUCUCUCAUUCUCACAGUACAUAGGGCUGGUGUGAAGAUAUAAUGGGGGAAGGUGAUCAUGAAUGCCAUCCUGCAUUCCUUGGAAGAUGAUCAUAUAUGCACACACUCAGUGUGAUUUACUUUUCCAUAAAUCUGCAUUUGGUUGAGAUAUCAGGCUCUAAGUGAAUCACAAACAUUGUCUACACUCUUCCCACUGGUAUUUCUUGUAUAGUGUUAUGUGCUAAAACAAUUUAUAGAUUAAUAGCUGUUUGGGUUAUUAAACUUUCAAUUGGAGUUAUGAAUCAAUAACCUCUGAGAACUGGUAAUCAAGAAAGAAUUGUGAUUUUCUUUUUUAAAAUAAACCAAUUUAAAAAACA
This is a messenger RNA of Heteronotia binoei (common prickly gecko), 3272 nucleotides long. It is a transcript of the gene CD99, whose product is annotated as CD99 molecule (Xg blood group). The record is from RefSeq and is a predicted model, not a curated record. Gene Ontology annotation, biological process: T cell extravasation; homotypic cell-cell adhesion; positive regulation of neutrophil extravasation. The coding region runs from base 82 to 366 and encodes 94 amino acids. The transcript has 5 exons. NCBI's taxonomy places the organism in Eukaryota, Metazoa, Chordata, Lepidosauria, Squamata, Gekkonidae.